ACUCCAAAACCUGUUCCUCGACAUCGCUCGACCGCGCGGGCAAAUGUUCUCCCAACCACAAGUGAAGGCGACCUGUCAGAACUAAGUCAGAUCUCGUCAAUCCCCACCGAGGACGUACAAGCUGCAACAGCUCUUUCGGACGUAGAGACAGAUGAAGUCGAAAUUCAAAUUCAUCACCUGGACUUGGACCAGGGGAUCAUCAAAGAGACUUGGCAACGUGUAUGUGUGAAUUAUGAGUUUCUAGAUGACACAGAGUCCACGGAAACCACCUUGCUUCCAAAAGGAGUAAUCAGUGAGGACGGAAAACAACAAUGGACGGCAACCUUUGACUAUUCAAAA
Messenger RNA from Opisthorchis viverrini, 339 nucleotides. RefSeq lists its product as hypothetical. The record is from RefSeq and is a predicted model, not a curated record. NCBI's taxonomy places the organism in Eukaryota, Metazoa, Platyhelminthes, Trematoda, Opisthorchiida, Opisthorchiidae. The transcript has a single exon. The annotation marks the transcript as partial.